CGGGGACCCCACCCCACCCCACUCACCCCCGCGUACGCGCCAGCCGGAGCAACAGGACCCCGCGGGGGCUGCAAGGCUUGCUUCUAGAAUCUGGGCAUCACAGCCGUUGUAGAUGUUGAAACCCGGGACUUGCCCCACCGACUGGGACGGGACUAGGCGUCUGGACCCAGCUGCCGACUGCUUUGAAGACUCCGCAAUGCUCGGCCGCUGGUGGAACUGAAGGAACGGUGGGAGAAGACCCUUCUGUGUCCCAGCGACUUCCCUGUCUCGUGUGCCACCAAGUUGGUGCCCCCUUUUCUUCUAAGACGAGCCCAGCCAGCCAAUCAAAAUAGAGUCCCUCAAGGUGAAAGUUGACUUCCUGAAGGUGCCCCUCGGCCUGAAGAAGCCCACCUUGAAGGAGGCAGCGGCGGCGGCCUUGGCGGCUGUCCCCGGUCCUGGGAGACCUAAGUCUGUCAACGUGGAACGCUACAAGGCGCGGCGUUCCGACAACAUGGACAACGAGUCGCAGUAUUCCGGGUACUCCUACAAGUCCGGGCACUCGCGCAGCUCCCGGAAGCACAGGGAGCGGCGAGAGCGGCACCGAUCCAAGAGUCGAGACGGCAGCCGAGGGGACAAGUCGGUCACCAUCCAGGCGCCUGGGGAGCCCCUCUUGGACAACGAGUCGACGCGAGGAGACGAGAGGGACGACAACUGGGGCGAGACCACCACGGUGGUGACGGGCACGUCGGAGCACAGCAUCUCCCACGAUGACCUCACGCGCAUCACCAAGGACAUGGAGGACAGCGCCCACCUGGACUGCUCCCGUCACCUGGGCGUGGCGCUGGCGGGGGCCCUGGCCCUCCUCUCCUUCCUCACCCCCCUGGCGUUCAUGCUGCUGCCCCAGCUGCUGUGGGGGGAGAGCCUGGCGCCCUGCGGGACCCCGUGCGAGGGGCUCUUCAUCUCGGUGGCCUUCAAGCUCCUGAUCCUGCUGCUGGGCAGCUGGGCCCUCUUCUUCCGCCGCCCCAAGGCCUUCUUCCCCCGCAUCUUCGUCUUCCGGGCCCUGCUCAUGGUGCUGGUCUUCCUGCUGGUGGUCUCCUACUGGCUCUUCUACGGCGUCCGCAUCCUGGACUCGCGCGACACCAACUACCAGGGCAUCGUGCAGUACGCCGUCUCCCUGGUGGACGCCCUGCUCUUCGUCCACUACUUGGCCGUGGUGCUGCUCGAGCUGCGGCAGCUCCAGCCCCACUUCACCCUCAAGGUGGUCCGCUCCACCGACGGGGCCAGCCGCUUCUACAACGUCGGCCACCUCAGCAUCCAGCGAGUUGCGGUGUGGGUCCUGGAAAACUAUUACCACGACUUCCCAGUCUACAACCCGGCCCUCCUCAACCUGCCCAAGUCAGUCCUGUCCAAGAAGAUGUCUGGGUUCAAGGUGUACUCGCUUGGCGAAGAAAACACAACCAACAACUCGACCAGCCAGUCCCGGGCCGUCAUCGCCGCAGCCGCCCGGAGGCGGGACAACAGCCACAAUGAGUAUUACUACGAGGAGGCGGAGCACGAGCGCCGGGUGCGCAAGCGGAGGGCCAGGCUGGUGGUGGCUGUGGAGGAGGCCUUCACGCACAUCAAGCGGCUCCAGGAGGAGGACCAGAAGAACCCGCGGGAGAUCAUGGACCCACGAGAGGCGGCCCAGGCCAUCUUCGCCUCCAUGGCCCGGGCCAUGCAGAAGUACCUGCGCACCACCAAGCAGCAGCCGUACCACACGAUGGAGAGCAUCCUGCAGCAUCUGGAGUUCUGCAUCACCCAUGACAUGACGCCCAAGGCCUUCCUCGAACGAUAUCUGGCCGCUGGGCCCACCAUCCAGUAUCACAAGGACCGCUGGCUGGCCAAGCAGUGGACUCUGGUCAGCGAAGAGCCGGUGACCAACGGCUUGAAGGACGGGGUGGUCUUUGUCCUGAAACGCCAUGACUUCAGCCUGGUGGUGAGCACCAAGAAAAUCCCCUUCUUCAAGCUCUCCGAGGAGUUUGUGGACCCCAAAUCGCACAAGUUUGUGAUGCGGCUUCAGUCGGAGACCUCGGUGUGAACUGCAGCUGGGGCGAAGGGCUUGGCUGCUGGGGAACAACCUUCUGCAAGGGGGGCAGCCUGGCGCGCAACGUCUGUCUCUUUGGGGUUUGGGUGAGGUGGCCGAGCGUGCCAGGAGGCCUUCCUGGAGUUUACGUCCAUGUUGCUGCGUCUUCAGAUGUCGGCGUUGACCACUCCGUCCGUCCCUUCCCGUUUGCAAGUUCUUCACGGCGCGAGGGGAGGGGAGGGGAGGGGGCGCUCCCUUUCCCACCCCUUCCAGUUUCCACGCUCUCAAGUCCCAGUUUUGUUAGAGAUCCUCCAGGAGCUCACGAGGUUUGCAGACGGACAGGACCUCCUCUGCUCUCUCCUCCCUGCCCCAAUGAUAACGCUUGAAAGUUACGGUGCCAAAUUCUAAGGGCUAAUUCCGUUCACUGUCUUCACCAGCAUCUCCAAAUGCCGUUGGGUUUGAGGAGCCUUUUUGAAUGUCCUUUUUUUUUUUUUUCUUUUUUACAAAACAACAACAACAACAACAACAACAUACCAACCAGCUAACCUCACAGUCCUGACCUUGGAAACGUCACCUGAUGCUGUCGUUCUUCUCUUCAUCUCUGAGUUCCGACUCGACUUGCACAAGAUGUUGUGAAGCGUUAUAAAAGAGAAAUGCCUAUUGGUGGUAGGCUGUAGCUGCUAUUUUUUUUAAAAAAACUUUCCAUCCUGAUGUAGCACAUGCAAAAACACGCCAGCUGGACCUCCCGGUUUUAGCAAGUCCAGUACACAGACAUCCUGUUUCAACCUUUUCUGGUGUCUUUGUCCAGCUCAACUUUCUAAACACACACAAAAGAUACACGUAGGAAGGGGGGGUUUUUUUGGGUAAAGUUUUAAAAUGGUGACUUCUUCUUCUUCUUUUUUUUUUUUAAGAUACUGAUCCUUGUACUUUUUAAAGAAAUCCUGUGUGUUGUAAAUAGUUGCUCCUCAAUUUCUCUGUGGUUUGAGCCCUGCUUUGACUUGAAGGCAGAUACUCAAGUGCGUCGGUGUUCCCGUUCAUUUUGGCGAGAUUUGGUGGUGGUGGUGGUGGGUUAGUAGUCCUUGGAAGCCCUCAGCCAAAAGCCGUGAAUUGCAAAAUUCUGGGACUCCCUUGUUCUCCAUCUUGGUUUUGUUCCACCAUCUUGUUGUUUUGUUUGUUUAAAAAACAAAACAAAGAACAGGUCUGGGAUUCUCCCCUUAGACUGGUUGGAGAAUUCUGUCCAGUGUGAGGGGUGGUCAAUUCAUGGCUUUGUUCUUUGUGGCCGUUAGCCUUGUCCUGGACAGGGUGCCUUGGCUCCAUCUUGAAGAGCUUUGGAGGGAGAGACCAGUGUCUAGAGACACCCGUCCACUGUCAGGUGAAGGUGCAGCCUGCCCUGAGGUGGGGAAGGCAGCCACACGAGCUGCCACCUGCAGCCCCCCAAUCAGGGCCUGAAGCCGUUCGGAAUUCCACCAGCACCCCCUGAUGCUUUUGAGUGAUCCAAGAACAAAGAUGCUGAUUGGCUGGCUGCCAUUGGGGACUGGGAAGGAUGAGGUCACAAUGGGUUGAAAAUCUCUUUGUCCUUUUGGUGUCCUAAAUAUGGAUUCCCUCCCCCCCCCCCGUAUUUUUUUUUAGUUAACUUUUCUGGAAGAAAUCCUUUUUGUUAUGGGGAUACCUCAGGCGUUUUACUGACGGGGUUGUUUCUAUGGCAGUGCUGCAGUUCCAAUUCCUCUAAUUAUUUUUAAAUGCUACUUUCGAAAACGAAAUAGGGCCAGGUUGCUCUCAAACGGAUGGCAGCUUUGGCACUCAGCAGUUCUUGGAGGCUGUUUGGAGCCGUGUCCUUCUUUUGGGGGAGAGGGUCUGCUUGAGGCUUUGGGGUGAGGAUGUUGGGUGAGACACCUCGGAUUGCAUCACUGUGAUUUUUACAUUUUAUUUCCCUGAUUUUUUUUAAAAAAUGCUUUUAAAUAAUAAUAUUUAAAAUAUUAUUUACAAUUGGCGUGCAUGCAGCACCUGGUGAAAUUCCCUCUUCAUCACAACCGUUAAAGCUGCAGAAGCCCUGCCCUCUUUUGUACCUGGUCCCUCUAGCUCUAACUGUUGUGAUGCAGAGGGAAUUUCACCUGGUGCUGCAUGCAUAUAAAGGACACCUGCUGAAAUUCCCUUUUCUAGGCAAGUGUUAAAAAUACAGGAGCCUGGUCCUCCUUUGCAUAUGGUCACCCUACUCUGACUUUGGUUCUCAUUCUUCCACCUACUACUUUUGCCACCUGAAACCCAUGGCAGCAUCUCCUCCACUCUCUCCUUUUGACUUCGCUUACGAUACACACACACACACACACACACUUAAUCUGGCACUGGGGGUAUUAAGACCUCUGCCAAGGUCAUGAACGAUGACUGAUUGCUGGGUAGCAGCCCCUUGAAACUUCAUUGCAUGGAGAUGUGUCCUCUGUAGCUACUGACAAUGGCACAAGCCAGUCACAGCUGUUCUUUAAACCUAGAGAAAGUAACGCGAGAACCAGUUCUGUACACACGAACCCUAGAGCAACAGAUGCGUGACCAAUGAUUGGGUGAUUCCCAUGACUUAGUCAAGGGCUUCAUGUGAACCACUAACGACCCAUUCCUGUCGCAGUUAUGUGGCUGUCUUGGGUGAUAUUUUCUCCAGUUAGUUGUGCGGCCUUCCAGAGAUGGUUGGGCCAUCAUAUGAUGGAAGCUACAAAUAUCUGGAAAUGUUCACAAGUCGAGUGCUUCUCUGUCCUGGAAGAACUAAGCGAGGAGUCUUUCAUCCCUUUCCUUUCCUUUCCUUUCCGCGAACCAGUCAAGACCUUACUUGAUUUGUCCAUUCUUGCAUGCCCGGCCCUUCCAGAUGAUGGAACCUCUCUGCCAUUUCACAUUAUCACAAAGAAAACUCAGCAGGCUUUUAUCACAAGUGUGAUUUUGACACAAGACCCCUCGUUUGAACUGAACAUGUAAAAUAUAGGCCGUCAUUCUCCCCAAUCCCCCCAGCCUCAAAAACACACACACUGAAUCUAGAAAAAUAUUUUGGUUUUGUUUUGGUUUUUAUUUUUAAGACAGAGUUGAAAAACCUUGUGCAUGCAUGUAGAAAAUUGUAAAAUGUAAAUUGUUUUUUAAUAUAUAAAAUUUCGUUUUUACAGUUUGCAGUGGUACUAAGCAUUAUGGCAAUGUUAGUAAGUUUUUUUUUCAUAAAUAUAGGAAGUAAAACUGUACAUUUUUAAAUAAAAUAAACCCCUUUUGGAACUUC
Elgaria multicarinata webbii is the source of this 5288-nucleotide messenger RNA. It is a transcript of the gene VANGL2, whose product is annotated as VANGL planar cell polarity protein 2. Lineage: Eukaryota; Metazoa; Chordata; Lepidosauria; Squamata; Anguidae. The transcript has 9 exons. Gene Ontology annotation, cellular component: plasma membrane. The record is from RefSeq and is a predicted model, not a curated record. Gene Ontology annotation, biological process: Wnt signaling pathway, planar cell polarity pathway; multicellular organism development; establishment of planar polarity. Bases 491 to 2056 code for a protein of 521 amino acids.